This is a messenger RNA of Aphidius gifuensis, 600 nucleotides long. RefSeq names its product speckle-type POZ protein-like A. Bases 1 to 600 code for a protein of 199 amino acids. NCBI's taxonomy places the organism in Eukaryota, Metazoa, Arthropoda, Insecta, Hymenoptera, Braconidae. The record is from RefSeq and is a predicted model, not a curated record. Gene Ontology annotation, biological process: regulation of proteolysis; proteasome-mediated ubiquitin-dependent protein catabolic process. Gene Ontology annotation, cellular component: cytoplasm. Gene Ontology annotation, molecular function: ubiquitin protein ligase binding. The transcript has a single exon.
AUGUCUAAAAAACUGACAGAUAAUUCUGCUGCAGUUUCAACAUUAAAUGCAACACUUAAUGCAACACCACAACUGAGUUUAGACUGGAAAAAACUAUUGUUAAGUGAAAAAUCAGCUGAUGUUACCAUUCACGUGGGUCAAAAAACAUUCCGUGUUAUCAAAGGAAUUCUUGGAGCACGUAGUCCUGUUUUUUCUGCAAUGUUUGAUCAUGAACAGUUGAAAGAAAACGAAAAGAACGAAGUUAUCAUUGAAGAUAUUGAUGAAGGUGUUUUUGAAGAAUUUCUACAUUAUAUUUAUACUGGUGAAUCACCGAAUAUUGACAAAAUGCCAAAAGAACUACUUGCUGUUGCUGAUAAAUAUCAGGUUGAUUGUUUAAAAAAUAUUUGUGAAGAAGUAAUAUGCAAAACGAUAAUCUUUGAUAAUGUUGCAAGUAUAUUUGUUUUUUCUGAUAGACAUAAUCUUGAAAAACUUAAUAAAAAAUGUUUAGAAUUUAUGAAAAAAAAUUUACUAACUGUCAUGUCAAAUGAAGAAUUUCAAGUUCAAAAAAAAAAAUAUCCUGAACUUUUUGUAGGUGUUCUUGAGCACUUGCUGUUGUCAUAA